Parnassius mnemosyne (clouded apollo) is the source of this 1107-nucleotide messenger RNA. Lineage: Eukaryota; Metazoa; Arthropoda; Insecta; Lepidoptera; Papilionidae. The record is from the annotation of a GenBank genome assembly.
AUGCAUGAACUAAGUCACCCAGGCACCGCAGCAACGACUAAGCUAAUCACAGAAAGAUUUGUGUGGCCUCGUAUAAAACGUGACUGCAAAAUUUGGACCAAACAGUGCACAGAUUGCCAACUAUCUAAAGUAACCCGUCACACUUCCGCUCCAUUGUCCAAUUUCCCCAUUCCUUCAAAACGUUUUUCCCAAGUCCACAUUGACUUAAUUGGCCCUUUGCCAUAUUGUAAUGGUUUCAGGUACUGCUUAACUGCUAUCGACCGUUUCACUCGCUGGCCAGAGGUCUACCCAUUACCAGACAUAACUGCUGAGUCUUGCGCCAAAGCUUUCGUCUCCGGCUGGGUGUCACGUUUUGGCUGCCCGGAAACAAUAAUUACGGACAGAGGUCAGCAAUUUCAGUCACAUCUUUUUCAAAGCCUGACAAAACUCACUGGCUCAGAACACCGCCCCACCACGUCAUACCAUCCACAGUGCAAUGGAAUGGUGGAGAGGCUUCAUCGCCAACUAAAAGCAGCAAUCACAUGUCACAACACACCUCAAUGGACUGAAGCACUUCCAUUAGUGCUCUUGGGAAUGCGUGCAGCGUGGAAAGAAGACCUAACCGCGUCGGCAACAGAAAUUGUAUAUGGUGAACCUAUUAGACUACCAGGAGAAUUCUUCAUGCCAUCAACGAAGCUUACCUCAGAUCCGUCAGACUACGUUGAACGCCUGCGUAGACAUACUGUCGAUUUGGCUCCAGUACCAGCGUCAAACCAUAAUAAAAAUAAAUCAUUUUAUUUACCUAAAGACAUCUGGACAACCAAAUUCAUAUUUCUGCGCCGUGGCCCAGAGAAACGACCACUACAAUCGCCAUAUACAGGACCAUACAAAGUCGUGGAUCGAGGCACUAAAACAUUUAAAAUACUAAUACAAGGUAAAGAAACCACUGUUACAGUAGACAGAAUUAAACCAGCAUACCUGGCGACAGACGACAUCCUCGACGAUAAGAAGGAUCAGGCUCCAAUGAUGACUACCUUACCUGAACGCCCGCGCCCCUUACAGCUAUCAACAGAAAAGAAGACGCGAAGUGGGAGAACUGUCCGAUUCCCGGACUACUAUCGACCGUAA